UUUCGACAUCUGAGCCGUCUAAAAUAUUGUGUAUACAUUGUUUAUCUGAACAUAGUAUGUACAUUCUGGCAGCCUCAAACAAAUUGGUGGGAUCCCCGCUCUAGAUUCUCAUUGCUUUCUGUUCUGUCGCGAACGUAGCACCACUUUUGUGUUUAUAAUGUUUCUCUCGUGAAAUCUGUGCCAGUGAAGGGACUGAUAAUCGUUUAUAACUCAACAAAAUGGCGUUGUACUAUGAUGAUGGUACACCGUAUGUUUUAUUGGGAGGACAUAGAAUACAAUUAGAAAGAGAGCCGUUUACGGAACAGUAUUAUGUAGAAAAAGCGGAAAAGGAACUAAGAGAGACGCCGGAAAAUGUAGAAAAAGGGCUUAGAGAGUUACGUGAACUUUUACAAGGAGAAUUAAGCCUGGUUGUACCAAUUGAAGAUGAUGUGUUCUUGAUGAAGUUUUUGAGACCGUGCAAGUUCUACGCUGAAAGUGCUUUUAAACGGAUAAAAGCCUAUUACAAUUUUCGUCUGCUAUAUGCGAACUAUUGCAAGGAUCUCACUCCGAGAGCAACUCAGGCUGCAUUCCAGAACUCCAUUGUUUCCAUGCUGUCACCCAGGGACCAGCAAGGCCGUCGCCUAUUGUUCGUGGAAUCUGGAGAACUUUGGAAGCCACGUGUGGUACCACUUGCUGAAAUGUUCCGUGGGGUACAGAUAGCUUUGGAAUCCGCACUGGAGGAGCCCCGGACCCAAGUAAGCGGCGUCAACGUAGUAAUAAACCUAAAAGGACUAUCGCUUUCGCACAUUAUGCAUUUCACGCCAUCUUUUGCCAAAAUGAUCGUGGAUUGGAUACAGGAUUGCAUACCAGUCCGUCUAAAGGGAGUGCACAUUAUAAACCAACCAUACAUCUUCAAUAUGUUAUUUGCACUUUUCAAACCAUUCCUAAGUACGAAGUUACGCUCGCGGAUACAUUUCCACGGAUCUGACACAACUAUGCUACUUAAAGACGUAGAUGCCUCGCAACUGGUAGUGAGGUGUGGUGGAACCCUUCCGGAAAACGAGGAAACUGGAGAUAUAAUGUGGAAAAUGCUUUGUCACUAUGAAGAGGAUUUUAAAACUAAAAUCUGUCAUGGUUACGUCAACAACAACAAUAAAUGUUGAUGCCUUCGUCACAUGCUUCUGUGGGGAAGAGGAACAUAUCAGCUGGUGUGAUCACUGUUCAGGCACAAACAACGGACGGCCUUAUAAAGAGUCAUAAAUGCUCUUUUUUACAUUAAAUAUUUGUAAGUUUAUAAACGUCAAACGACUUUUAUUUUUAAUCGACAAAUAAUGGAACUCAAUUUUUGUGAUAAUUUAUAGAUCUUAGCGUCUUUGACGUUUGAGCGGUGUACUCUAUGUUAACAGCGCUAAUAUAUUUGGAUACAAAUAUAAUAUAAUUCUUUGUUACUAUAAUAUAUAGUGGGUUCCUGGUUUUAAUGGUUAAUAUAGUAUUUUUAAGACAUAGUACAAUUAACUCUGGUUCAAGAUCUGCAAAUUUGCUCUUUGACUUGUGAUUCAAAAUGCGAACCCAUAAACAAUAUCAGAUAAUAAGUUACUUAAUAUAAUAAUGUUUAUUAAUGUAUGUGAGAUUUUAAAUAAAAAUGCAUUUA
Molecule: messenger RNA, 1630 nt
Organism: Pieris brassicae (large cabbage white)
Lineage: Eukaryota; Metazoa; Arthropoda; Insecta; Lepidoptera; Pieridae
Product: alpha-tocopherol transfer protein-like
Exons: 6
Coding region: 219-1142 (307 amino acids)
Cellular component (GO): membrane
Molecular function (GO): phosphatidylinositol bisphosphate binding
Source: RefSeq, a predicted model, not a curated record